Culex quinquefasciatus (southern house mosquito) is the source of this 3302-nucleotide messenger RNA. RefSeq names its product serrate RNA effector molecule homolog (gene Ars2). Bases 126 to 2984 code for a protein of 952 amino acids. Gene Ontology annotation, cellular component: nuclear body. The record is from RefSeq and is a predicted model, not a curated record. Gene Ontology annotation, biological process: mRNA processing; primary miRNA processing. Lineage: Eukaryota; Metazoa; Arthropoda; Insecta; Diptera; Culicidae. The transcript is spliced from 8 exons.
CCAACCUUUGACAGCAUCGCGUGGGCCAUCAAGCGAAAGUUUUUCAAUCUGCUGGCAGCGGACGCAUCCAAUUUUCGGACAAGAACAAAAUCCAACUUUUUAGUGCUUAAAAACCAACUCCCAAAAUGGGCGAUUCCGACGACGAGUACGACCGCAAGCGGCGCGACAAGUUCCGCGGCGAGCGCGGCAGUGCCGGUGACAGCUACCCGCGCGGAGCGGACCGUUCGGAGCGAUCGCGCGGCCGAGACGAUUGGCCGGAGCGUGGACGACCCCGGCAAGACUACCGUGACUAUCGGCCACCGCCGCGGGACCGCGGCUACUCGCCGGUGCGCGAGGGUCCUCCGAUGAAGCGGAUGCGCGGCGAAGGCUGGGGUGACGAGGGACGGGGUGGCCGCUUCGGGGGUCACGACUCGUACGGGAUGUACGGAGGUUAUGGCGGAGGCCACGACCACUACGGUGGGAUGCACGGGGGUGGCGGCGGCGGCCCGUACGGCCAUCCGGCGCCGAUGCAUCAGAGGGAACCGCAAUCCUCCGGCGACAUGCAAACCCAGCCGUGCAUGAUGACGCUGAAGCAGUUCCUGGCCACCCAGGACGAUGCCAUCUCGGACUCGGAGGCGAUCCAGAAGUACAACGACUACAAGCUCGAGUUCAAGCGCCAACAGUUGAACGAGUUCUUUGUGGCUCACAAAGACGAGGAAUGGUUCAAGAUCAAGUACCACCCGGAGGAAUCGCAAAAACGAAAGGACGAGCAGUUUGGCUUCCUGAAGCGCCGCUGCGACGUCUUCUGCGAGGUGCUGGAGCUGGGCGAGGUCGCCAAGGUCACGGUGGACACGAGCCAGGCCGAUCCGCUGCUCCGCCUGCUGGACACCGUCGUCAUCAAGCUCGAGGGCGGCACCGACGAGGACCUGAAGGUGCUGGACGAGAAGCCCCCGCCGCCGGCGGUUCCGGACGUUCCGACGCUCAAAUCGCUGCUGCCCGAGAAGCCCAAGCUGGAGAUCAAGCGGGAACCGCUGGACGACGGGAUAAAGAAGGAGAAGAUUUCGAUCAAGGAAGAAAAGAUGGAGGAGGAGAAGGACGGGGCGGAGGAGAGCGCGAAGGAUGGGGUUGAGAAAGAGGGGGAGGUACAGGGGGAGAAGGAGGCGGAAGAGAAGGGGGUUGGGGAGGAGCAAGUUGGGGAAGCGGAAGUGGCGAAAGGAGCCGAGGAGGAAGAGGACUCUACGAGAAAGAAGGAUCGUAGAAAGCGCAGCCGGUCGGAUUCCAACUCCAGCUCGUCGAGUUCGUCCAGUUCGAGUUCGAGCGACUCCGAGGAUGAGAAGGAAAAGGAGAAAAAGGACGAGGAAGAGGGGGUAAAGGAGGGUCAAGUUGAGGGAGAGCCUACCGCUGAGAAGCCGGUUGACGAGGAUGAAACUCCGAAGAGUCCGAAGGCGGUUGAGGAACCGGAAGCGGCUGAAAGCAACGGCCACAAGAGUGGGGAUGAAGAAGCUGGCAGGAAGGAUGACGAGCCGGAGAAGAUGGACACUGAAGAGGUUGGAGCUGCUGCUGCGGUGGCACCGGAGGAGACUCCGGCUGAGGCGGACAAGGAAGGUGAAGCGGAAAAAGACAAGGAAGCCGGUGAGAAGAGUGGUGAGCAGGGAGAAGCUACGGAGACGGUUGAUUUGGUCAAGGACAGCAAUACUUCUAGCAGUCCGCGUGCGCUGCAUCGAACGAGUUCGAUUUUCCUGCGAAAUUUGGCCCCGUCAAUCACGAAACUGGAGGUUGAAGCCAUGUGCAAGCGUUACAACGGAUUUCUGCGAGUUGCGAUCGCCGACCCGCUGCUGGAGCGACGUUGGUUCCGGCGUGGGUGGGUCACGUUCCGGCGCGAUGUCAACAUUAAGGAGAUUUGCUGGAAUUUAAACAACAUCCGGCUACGGGACUGCGAGUUAGGAGCGAUCGUCAACAAGGACUUGAGCAGGCGGGUUCGCCCGGUGAACGGCAUCACGUGCCACAAGACGAUCGUCCGAAGUGACAUUAAGCUGUGCGCCAAGAUUGCGCACAAUUUGGACGACAAGGCCGGUCUGUGGAAGGACUCGACGGAGGAUAAUAACGGAGGUCAAGGGGAAAAGAAUGGAGAGUUCUUCGGACUCAACUCGAAGAACCCUGUUCUGCAGAACAUCACCGACUACCUGAUCGAGGAAGCUUCCGCCGAGGAGGACGAACUGCUGGGACUGUCGGAGGCCGAGGCCAAGAAGACCACCGACGGCGAACUCGUCGAACGCGACGCCCAGCUGCUCGAAGUUCUGGACAAGCUAAUUCUGUACCUGCGCGUUGUUCACUCGGUCGAUUUCUACAACCACUGCGAGUACCCGUACGAGGACGAAAUGCCCAACCGGUGCGGAAUCAUCCACGCGCGUGGCCCCGCCCCCCAGAACAAAGUCACCACCAACGAGCUCCAGGAGUACGUGCGCACCUUCGAGGGCAAAAUGGGCUCCUUCCUGGCCCGCGUCAGCACCCUCGAGGAGGAAGAGAUGAAAAAGCUCGGCGCCAAGGACUGCGAAGCCGAGGUGGAAAAGUUCAUCCAGGCCAACACCCAAGAACUGGCCAAAGACAAGUGGCUCUGCCCGCUGUCGGGCAAAAAGUUCAAAGGUCCCGACUUUGUGCGCAAACACAUCUUCAACAAGCACGGCGAAAAGGUCGACGAGGUGCGCAAGGAGGUCGAGUACUUCAACAACUACCUCAAGGACGCCAAGCGGCCCCAGCUACCCGAACAUCCGGGUAACACGAAGAAGGCGGCCGGCGAUCACGGCGCACCAUCCGGCGGAGGCUACCGCCAACCGUACGGCAUGUCGCACGGCUACGCCCCAAUGUACUCUGCGUACGCGCCACCCAUGAUGGCGCCGCGUGGCCGACCCGGAUUCGGUCGUGGAGGAAGAAUGGGCAACGACUACCGUCCGGUGAUUCACUAUCGCGAUCUGGACGCACCGCGCGAACCGGACGAGUUUAUCUAAACAUAACCCAAUCGUUUUUUAAUCAUACACACAACUAGUACUUUGAGCAAUUGUAAACAACGCGCAGCAUUUAAAACACAAAAUAAGAACAUUGCAUCACAGAGCGCUGAAAUUGACUAAAUUGAGCGGAACAGUGCCCCUCUCCGUUGUCUUGUGGUUCGUAUUAUUUUAAUCCGUACAACACGUAUCUUAAAAUUUCAAAAGUAAAAGAAAAUCUCCUGAAACAAAGGCUGCAGUCUUGAUCUUGGAACGAUUCCCCGUAGCUGGUAAACUGCUAAAUUAUAUUCCAAACAUAUUGAAAUAAAUGUAGUAAAGGCA